Anolis carolinensis (green anole) is the source of this 4390-nucleotide messenger RNA. RefSeq names its product endothelin converting enzyme 2 (gene ece2). The transcript has 20 exons. Gene Ontology annotation, cellular component: plasma membrane. The record is from RefSeq and is a predicted model, not a curated record. Bases 312 to 2705 code for a protein of 797 amino acids. Gene Ontology annotation, molecular function: extracellular matrix structural constituent; metalloendopeptidase activity. NCBI's taxonomy places the organism in Eukaryota, Metazoa, Chordata, Lepidosauria, Squamata, Anolidae. Gene Ontology annotation, biological process: protein processing.
ACACAACACCUCUGGGGGCGGGAGGGAGGAGGACGGAGGAGGACGGAGCCCACCCAUCUACUCACUCAUUCACUCACUCAUUCACUCCUUGGGGCAGCUCAGCAUGGCCCACACAGAGGGAUCUUCCUCCUCCUCUUCUUCUUCCUCCUCCUCCUCCUCUCGGCUGCGGAGCUAGGAGGAGGCGGCCACAUCACAGCAGCGGGGCUCGCUUCCUCCUCCUCUUCUUCUUCGUCCUCCUUCUCCUCUUCCAUGAUCGCCAGGAUGAACGUUGCGCUUCAGGAGCUGGGCAGCAACGGACCCCUUGCAGAGCCAUGGAGCCAGGGAAAAUAAUGGCACAACCUCUGAGGAUGCCUGCCAUAGAUGUGGGCGAAACGUCAGGAGAGAAUGCUUCUGGAACAUGGCCAUAUAGCCUGGAAAACACACAACAACCCCAAAAGAUGGCGGAGUAUAAGAGAGCGAUGUUCCAGGAUGAGGAAGCGCCAGAAUCUGCCAGAGAUGGAAGCACCUCUCCUGACGGCGUGGAGGUGGGCUUCAGGAAAACCGAUGCCCCCUUGUUGAGUCGCCUGAGCUCCCGAACCCAGCUGAAGCUGGUGCUGUGUGCCAUCUCCCUCUUCCUGGCUCUGCUGCUGCUCAGUUCAGUCAUCGCUAUGGGCAUUCAAUACAGUAGAGACCCCACGCACAACACUUGCCUGACUGAGGCUUGCAUCAUCGUUGCUGGUAAAAUCCUGGAGGCUCUAGACCGGGAGACCGAUCCCUGUGAUGAUUUCUAUCAGUUCGCUUGCGGGGGUUGGAUCAAGCGGAAUCCGCUGCCGGAUGGCCGCUCCAAGUGGAGCACCUUCAACAGCAUUUGGGAUCAGAACCAGGCCAUCAUGAAGCACCUGCUAGAAAAUGCCACGUUCAACUCUAGCAGUGAAGCGGAAAGGAAGACCCAGCGCUUUUACCUGUCUUGCCUGAAGGAGCAGAAGAUUGAAGAGCUGGGCUCCCAGCCCCUGAUGGACCUCAUUGAGAAGAUUGGAGGCUGGAACAUCACUGGCCCUUGGAACCAGACUAACUUCAUGGAGGUCUUGAAACUGGUGUCGGGAACCUACCGGGCCUCUCCAUUCUUUACUGUCUUUGUAGGUGCCGAUUCCAAGAGUUCCAACAGCAACAUCAUCCAGCUGGAUCAGUCGGGCCUUUUCUUGCCCUCGCGGGAUUACUACCUGAACAAGACGGCCAAUGAGAAGGUGCUGGCUGCCUACCUGGAUUACAUGGUGGAGCUGGGGAUGCUCCUAGGUGGAGCCAGAGCAUCCACAGAGGAGCAGAUGCAGCAGGUGCUGGAGCUGGAGAUCCAGCUGGCCAACCUCACCGUGCCCCAAGAUGAACGCCGGGAUGAUGAGAAGAUUUACCACAAGUUAACCAUUGCCGAUCUGCAGGUUCUUGCCAAUGGCAUUGACUGGCUGGACUUCAUCUCCUCCUUCCUUUCGCCGCUUGAACUAACGGAUGCAGAGCCGGUGGUGGUUUAUGGCAAAGAAUAUUUGGAGCAAGUCUCCCAGCUCAUCAAUAACACAGACAAAAGCGUCUUGAACAAUUACAUGAUUUGGAACCUGGUUCAGAAAAUGGCAUCCAGCCUGGAUCAACGGUUUGAGACGGCCCAGGAGAAGCUCUUGGAGUCUCUUUAUGGAACCAAGAAGUCCUGCACCCCUCGCUGGCAAACCUGCAUUUCCAACACGGAUGACACUUUGGGGUUUGCCUUGGGAUCGUUGUUUGUAAAAGCCACCUUCGACCGACACAGCAAGCAGAUCGCCGAGGAUAUGAUCGCCGAGAUCCGCUCAGCCUUUGAGGAAUCUCUGGACCAGCUUGACUGGAUGGAUGAGAAGACCAGACAAGCCGCUAAAGAGAAGGCGGACUCCAUCUAUGAUAUGAUUGGCUUCCCAGAGUUCAUCCUUGAUGAUAAAGAGCUGGAUGACGUCUAUGAUGGGUACGACGUCUCAGAAGACUCCUUCUUUCAGAACAUGCUGAACUUCUACAAUUUCUCUGCCCGGUUCAUGGCAGACCAGCUGAGGAAGCCCCCCAAUCGAGACCAGUGGAGCAUGACCCCACAGACAGUCAAUGCUUACUACCUCCCAAACAAGAAUGGGAUUGUCUUUCCUGCAGGGAUCCUCCAGGCUCCUUUCUACGCUCGCAAUCACCCCAAGGCCCUCAACUUUGGAGGCAUUGGCGUUGUGAUGGGGCAUGAACUCACCCAUGCUUUUGAUGACCAAGGCCGCGAGUAUGAUAAAGAAGGGAACCUGCGUCCCUGGUGGCAGAAUUCAUCACUGGAAGCUUUCAAAAACCGGACGGAGUGCAUGACAGAACAGUACAGCAAGUACCUGGUCAAUGGGGAGCACGUCAACGGCAAGCAGACUUUGGGCGAGAACAUUGCUGACAAUGGGGGAUUGAAGGCAGCCUACAAUGCUUAUAAAGUUUGGCUAAAGAAGAAUGGUGAGGAGAAACACCUGCCGUCCCUGGAACUCACAAGCCACCAGCUUUUUUUCCUAGGAUUUGCACAGGUUUGGUGUUCUGUGCGUACACCGGAGAGCUCCCAUGAGGGCCUGAUGACCGACCCGCACAGCCCCGACAAGUUCCGGGUCAUCGGCACCCUCAGCAACUCUCGGGACUUUAUAGAGCACUUCCAGUGCCCCGUCGGCUCCCUCAUGAACCCUGGGAAGAGCUGCGAAGUGUGGUAGAUGGAGGAAGCGAGGCAAAAGAAACUGCCCCAUGGCAGGAGUCUGUACAUACAUACAACUGCCCCUUGCACAACCCAGCCCACAGGGACCAAGUUGAGCCCCGGCACUCACCUCCUUGGGGAGCCGUGGGGAAUCCAGGCAGCGGUGCCAGGAGAACAGUGAGCUUGCCCCGUAUUUCCCUCUUGAGCCCAUGCCACGGGGCAAGGAGGAGCAAAGCACAGCUUCAUUCCUCUCUGCUGACCACACCACUUGCUUCCUCCAUGAGCCCUGAGAAGACUAGCUGGCUCAGCUCUUUCAGCUUUCAUUUCUGGUCUCCAGUUUCCCCCAGGAAAUGUCUCCCUGAUCCUCUGUGGUGAUCUGGUGCUCGGACUCCUUGCCACGGCAGGUCCACUUUUCCAAAUCAGCUGCAGCCACAGAGCAGACAUAGCUUGGCCUUUGUAAGUGCUGUUUUCAGGAAUGGGUCUCAGAGAAGUGCCAUUAGGUUCUGGAUCACCAACAUGCUAUGGGGUUAGGGUUGGGGUGGGGAUUUCAAGGGAAGCAGUGCUGAUUCAGUGAGGACUUGCUUUGAUGGGGUUAGAAUUAUGGGAGCUUUAGGCACAACAAAAACAGCUUCAAAACUUGGUGGACUGAAAGGCAUAGAGUGAUAUCAGAAAAGCCUCCCCUGAUCAGUGCAAGAUCUUCGUGGUGUAUCAUUCUGUUUCUAUCAAACUGGAUCCUUCCAAAAGGCUUGCAAGCAAAACCCAAAAGCAACAACCCACCAAUCCUCUUUGUUUGCUUUCCUUGUACUGCCUGUUAUUUAGAGGUACACCGCCACUGGUAAUAGCCAUUGGUAGAAAGCCUGUACUCAUAUACAUCUUGAUCUUUCCCUAAUACAAAGCCAUCUCAACUAGUGGCCAUUAGGAUUGCCUGCAGUGUUCAAGGGCCAGAGCAUAGCAAAGAUUUGGAGGACUCCAUCAGUAGCAUCUCCUCACAUUCCCUUCACUUGUCCCCACUCCAUGCCAGGCUGUGAUGGUAGACAUAUGGCCCUCAACAAGUCAUAAAUCCAAAGAAGAAGCAUGGCUGUGGUGUCAGACAAUUCCCCCUCCUGCUAGCUUUGUGGAGAUGUAGCCAAGCCACUGGGACUGUGUUAACAGGAAAGGUCAUGUACACUUACGUACGCACAAUGCCACCCAAUCACUGUGGAAUGAUAGGACCUCCUCCUCUCUAGCGUUGCACCAACCAAGCUUCCCCACACCUUGCCCUGCUUCCCAAAGAGAAAAGUCCACACCUCUGUCAUUAGAUCUCUAGGCAGGUGCAAAACGCCCUGUUGAAAGCACACUAACCACAUGGCAGCUGGGCUUUGAAGAUCUCAGGUCUCAGAUCCCAGGAGAAAAGGAGGUGUGUGGGUCAGGUUUGCUUCCACGUUUGUUUCCGUUUCCCUCCCCCUCAGGCUUAUUCUCAGUUCCAGAUCAGCUUGGCUUUAGAAAUUCCAAACUUGCUCCCAUCCCUUGAGCUCGGUGAGGACUAGUGCCUUGGAUUUAGCGUAUGAGUGUGUGUAUGUGUGUGGGGGGGGCGGGGAGGGAUGCCAUUGGUGUAUUUAAUUAUUAAAAGCCGUUUCCGCUUGAUUACUUCAAUGUGGUCUUCAAAUGUGUGGCGCAAAUAAAAUGUAAAGAUUGAGAAGAAAACACAAAUCUCCAGAAAUUAGA